Molecule: messenger RNA, 513 nt
Organism: Fusarium keratoplasticum
Lineage: Eukaryota; Fungi; Ascomycota; Sordariomycetes; Hypocreales; Nectriaceae
Exons: 1
Coding region: 1-513 (170 amino acids)
Source: RefSeq, a predicted model, not a curated record
AUGGCCUCCGGCGCCUUCUUCAAUCCCAGGACCCUCCUCCUGGUGACACCCCUCGUCUCGUCAACCUGCUCCCUUUGGUUCGCCUGGGACCAAGACUUCUUCCUCAAGAUCUUCACUCGCCCACCCGUGGAGCACAAGCAAGCCGACGCAAUCCUUCCCACCUACAUCACGGGCUUCUUCGGCUCCGGGCCGUGGGCCGUCGUGUCACUCAUCGGCACCACCUUCUGGACCUCGCUCGCCGCCGUGUGGCUGGAGCGGCCUCUCCUGCGGAGCCGCGGGUCGACGGCGUUUUACGCGGGGACGGCUGCGCUCGCGCUGGGACACCUCGUUUACGUGCCCGCCGUCGCUUGGAAGCUUAAGAAUCUCAUGGACGACACGUGCGCUGAGGAGGGGACGGAUAAUGUGGGCAUGUUGAGGAGGUGGCUGAGCGUCAAUAUGACGAGGAUGCUGACGACGGAUAUUGGAGCUUGGCUUUGCGCUGUUGUUGCCAUUUCGAGGACCCUGACUGUUUAG